Molecule: messenger RNA, 1013 nt
Organism: Lacerta agilis (Sand lizard)
Lineage: Eukaryota; Metazoa; Chordata; Lepidosauria; Squamata; Lacertidae
Gene: SPRYD4
Product: SPRY domain containing 4
Exons: 2
Coding region: 20-658 (212 amino acids)
Molecular function (GO): protein binding
Source: RefSeq, a predicted model, not a curated record
GAGCAGUGCCCUUUCAAAAAUGGCGGCGCCCAUGCUCAGGGGUGUGAAGCAGCGAGGCUGGAGGCUGUGUGUCGCGGGACGCCGUUUAGGGGGAGAAGCGCCCCGGAGAGAGAUCAAUUUCAAGCUAGAUGAGAGAACGGCCCACAGCAGCUUGGAUCUGUUCAAAAAGAACACUGGUGUCAUUUACCGUAUGCUGGGGAUUGACCCCACCAGCGUUCCCCGGAAUCCUGAACGCUUCAGAGACUGGGCUGUAGUACUGGGUGACAUGGCUGUCUCCAGUGGGCGUCACUACUGGGAAGUGACUGUCAAAGAAUCACAGCAAUUCCGCAUAGGGGUAGCAGACGUGGACAUCUCCCGGGAAGGUUGUGUUGGAGUAGAUGACCGCUCCUGGGUCUUUUCCUAUGCGAACCGGCACUGGAAUGCCAUGUUCGCUAAUGAGACCACUCCAAUCAACAACAUCGGCCACCCAGAGAGAGUGGGUCUGUUCUUGGACUACGACAGCAAGAAACUCAGCCUGGUGGAUGUAAGCCAAUAUGUGUCCGUCCACAGCAUCUUUGCUGAGUUCCAAGGCCCCGUAGUGCCCGCCUUUGCCCUAUGGGAUGGUGAACUGAUCACGCAUUCAGGCCUCGAUGUACCUGAAAAUCUCGACAGGAACUGAAAACCUCUCAAGCUUAGUGAUGUUUGGAGAGACGGACAAACUGCUUGGAAUAUGAGGCUUCAGAGUGGUACAUAAAUGAAGGAAUCCCUCUCCUGCAAUACCCUUGUCAUAGGAGCCAAAGUUUCAUAUCUAUAUAUACCGUUCAACCCGUUGACUGUUUUCCCUUAGGAAAAGAUGAGACCUUUGGAUUCCGGGUUGAAACGUAUCUCAUUUGGAAUGUAGUAAGAUGUUAUUCAGAGCAUUGAGGACCACAUAUUUUGAUUUUCUGUCUCUGCUCCUUUAUUCUCGUAAAAGGAGGUUGGUUAGCUGUCUACAAACACGGGAUACGUUUGGCUUAAAUUAGGGUUUGUCCAUA